GCGACCGGAUAGUCUCUCUGCUAGUAGGGGUACCCGAUCCGCCUUGCUGAUGUCGUGUAGUAGACACAGCCUCUCAAAAUCCUGCAGGUAGUCAUCCACGCCACCGUCAGCCUCUGAAUAGCUUUUGAAGGCUUGGUAGGGAAUUUUGACUUUCCCUGGGAAAAUAUCGACCAGUGUUGUGGCUCUUUCUCCUGCUUUUUGAUUCCUCUGCGCCCUUCCGAGCCUGAUAUAUUCCUGUACAUCUGCGAAGAGCCUGCUGACCAGCUCUGCAGAUGGUGGUUCUGGGAAUAGAGACAUCCUGCUCCUGAAUUCUUUUGCGAAUUCAUUUUGUUCUUCCUCCAUUGAAGGUGCUGCAGCAGCUGCUGCUCUGUCUCCUUCCAUAUGUUCUGCAAUCAAGAUAGCCUUCGCCUUGUUGCUGGCUAUUGCUCCUCUUGCUUCAAGCAAUUCUUUUAGUGUGCUUCGUUUUAAAAGGGCAUAAUUCGUUCUCAUUCACCAGCCGUUCGUGGGUUUCCACGUGUUCUCGGCUCCGGUUUCAUCCGAAUGGGUUAACUUCCGAAUUCCUGCUCUUUCUCCUCUAUUCGUUUCAGUUUCUGCCGACCGUUGCUUUGCUGUGUAGUUUCAAUCCCGUCGCUUGCCACCAAUUGUAGCGGAGAGGUAGUAUAAUCCACAGUAUCUCUGCUGGGUAACAGGAACAGCAUAAAAUAAUCCAAGGAAAUAAAUACAGCAUACAAUAAUCCCGUUAGCGUUGUAAGAAUCCUUCCUCCCAAGAACUAGACGACACAUAGGCUGGGAGUCAACUGAGCUUUUAAUCACAGGUCACUGUAUUUCUGAGAUUCCCCAUGCAAGGUGUUUCCCUACUGACAUUCCAGGGGUGGUACAGUAGGGGACUACAUGGGGAACUGACCAACACAUACAUUUCUCCCAUCAUGCACUGCUGCACGAGAGGGAUACUCCCACUGGAAUAUACUGUUAAGUGGAUUAUCCCUCCGUGCAGCAGAACUUACGUUUUACAUUAAAAUGCAUAAAUUUCAUUAUAUUCCCUUUAUUUAAACGAAUGGACGUUCGGUAGAUAGCUGGGGGCUGAGCGCACAGUUCGUGGGAAUACCGCUCAGCUCCCAGUCUAACUAAUCGAACGCCGUACGAAAUACACAUUAUUUCCAACACAUUGUUAAAAUAGCGAUUGAUAUUAGGGGAACAAACUACCGAACGCCAGGGGCUCCCGAACGGCCUGGAAGUCCAGCGGUGUUCGCGCCGUUGAGUAGCCGAUUUUAGUUCCAGGAGUUCGACGGCAAAACACCGCUGGGCUAACAAAGGAUCCAAGAUGGCCGACCGCCGCGUGAUUGGUAGCCGAACGACGGCCACCUAGGGAAGUCUUUAACUACCGAUUGCAACAACGACCUCUUGUGUGUGUGGUCGACCAUUCGGUAGUUUAUUCGUUUCACGAACAGUGUUGAAACUCACUGUUCGUGAAACUACAGUAUGAAUGCUGGGGUUUCAGGCUGCCAGCAUACGAAUGCCCUUCAUUCGCCUGAAAUGAAAAUAUAGCAAUACACUUGGUUCUCACAGCUGAAACAGGGAUAUAAACAUAUUCAUAUAUGGAUAGUCUUAAGUGGCUAGUUUUGCCCCACUCACACACUGCACGUUACUGUGAGUUUUAUUGCGGUGGAGUUUUGUGAGACACUCGUACACACUGCACAUUACUGUGAGUUUUAUUGCUGUGGAGCUCUGUGAUACACUCAUACACACUGAGCAUUACUGUGAGUUUUAUUGCUGUGGAGCUCUGUGAUACACUCAUACACACUGAGCAUUACUGUGAGUUUUAUUGCUGUGGAGCUCUGUGAUACUCUCAUACACACUGCACAUUACUGUGAGUUUUAUUACUGUGGAGCUCUGUGUUACCCUCUUACACACUGCACAUUACUGUGAGUUUUAUUGCUGUGGAGCUCUGUGAUACUCUCAUACACACGGCACAUUACUGUGAGUUUUAUAGCUGUGGAGCUCUGUGAUACACUCAUACACACUGCACAUUACUGUGAGAUUUAGUGCUGUGGAGCUCUGUAAUACCCUCAUACACACUGCGCGAUACUGUACGUUUUACUGCGGUGGAGCUCUGUGAACAUUUUCGAGUUAUUAGUUCUGACGUUUUUUCCCACUAUUUAUUAUUUUACAGGAAUACUUUUCUGUUUUUAAGAUUUACUUUUUCUUACAAUUACAAUAAUUAAGUAUCUCCAACGCAUUCUGCAGCGCUGCACAAUAGGUUAACAAUUCUAAUAGAACGUAUUUGAUGUACGGAAGGUGAAGAUGGACAACCUGCGAUAUUUCUGCAUUAUGAAAUGAUUUUAUUUUCUGACAUUAUUAUUUAUAUAGCGCGAUCAGAUUCCGUAGCGCUGUACAACGAGACAUCCUCUGAUCUCAACGUAGACAGCGAGGGUGAAUAGCAGGGUAAUUCGCACCGUAUGUUUAGGUAACGGUAGACAAUCAGGCACAAAAACGUGUCUGAAAAUAAACAAAAAAGGCAGCAUUUGUUGUAGUAUAUAUAUAUUUUUUUAUUUACUAAAUUUGAAGAGACUUUAAACCCCAAUAAAGUUUUCAGCAAAAUUAGACAAAUGUCUCCCUGUGCGUCACUCGGCCAGUUAUUAGGGACACGACAGUCACCCCCAGGCAGUUAUAGUACGGCUCGGUAUGCAGACCGUACUGGCAGGGAAGGGGUUAAUCCAAUGUCCUCACUCAGACACUGGAGGGAGGGCAGAGCCAGGAAUGUGCUCACAUUCCCUCUACUCCCAGCAGGGGUGGCGGAGUGGGGGAGGGGGACUCCUCCAGAGUCAGACUCUGUCCUGAACAGGAAUCAGUGCAGGUCUCACUCAGGGACCCAAUACCUGGAUCCUGUGCCACGGGGCCCUAGGAAGUGGAACCCAGAUUCUGUUAUUUAGUAACAAUUUCUGGCACCAUGUCAGAUCCAGAAACUAAAUCUGCCACAGUGUACCCAGCCCAGUGCCCGCAGUGCCAGGAGCUGUUCUCAGAUCCACGAAUCCUGCCCUGUCUGCACACACUGUGUAUGAGCUGCCUGAACAGACUGGAGCCUUUCAACACCAAUGGUAAGCUGACACAGGGGGUGAACCAGAGUAUCCUGUGCCCAGUGUGUGAUUCUGAGGUGGCACUGCCCCCUGGAGGGGUAACUGAGUUGGUACCAGACAUGCUGGCACAGGAAGAGGUGCUGCUGGCACUGUAUAGGAGUGGAGACCACGAGCUGGCAUGUGACCUCUGUGGAGAGGGCAGGGCAGAGAAACGAUGCCAGGACUGCAAGGUUAACAUCUGUGAAUUCUGCUGCCAGGCACACAGGUAAGUGACCAUAGAUUGUAAUAUUAUAUAAUACAGUAAGUGAACACAGAUUAUAAUAUAAUAUUACCGGUACACAGGUAAGUGACCAUAGAUUAGAAUAUUAUAUAAUACAGUAAAUUAACACAGAUUAUAAUAUAAUAUUAUACAGUAAGUGAACACAGAUUAUAAUAUAAUAUUACCAGUAUCCAGGUAAGUGACCAUAGAUUGGAAUAUUAUGUAAUACAGUAAGUGAACACAGAUUAUAAUAUAAUAUUAUACAGUAAGUGACCAAAGACUGUAAUAUUAUAUAAUACAGUAGUUAACACAGAUUAUAAUAUAUUAUACAGUAGUUAACACAGAUUAUAAUAUAAUUGUGGCAGAACCCCUUUGGCUGUCCAAACUAUUUCCUUUUUAUGGUUGGCACUUAAGAGUUUUCCCUGUGCCUGGAUUAUAUAGGAUCACCUACCACCAUAGGUGGCUACACAUUGUUCGGUAAUGGCUAUAUUCACCAUAUGAGUUAAACUACCCAACAACCGGACCACCCUAAUGUGAAGGGUGGCUGUAAUUUACCUCCCUGAUUGCUUGUUACAUUCCCUUGAACGCACGAACACUCUGUUGUAUUCCCUGGGUAGCCGCCAUUUCGGCAGCCUAACACGUGGCGGCGGCCAACUUAAACCCGCGAACAGCGGUGUUUGGUCGUCGAGUGUCUGGAACUCAAAACGGACACUCGACUAACCGAACACCGCUAAGACCUCCAGGGCGUCAGAAAGUACAAAUGGAAACGCGCGAACGGCCCGUCGUUCGGUAGGAUGAAUCCCACGAACUAGGGGAUUCAUCCGGUUACAACCGUAUCUGUGAAUGGCAUAGCCUUUCGGGACUUUUGAGGCACGAACAGAGACCGACCGCUGCGCCAGAUCUCAUGGAACUAAUUUCAGCUACUUUACCCAUGCGGUCGGUCAAAUCUUUACCUUCUCAUAACUCCUGAACCCCUGGUCUGAUCUGGGUGAUUUUUGGAUAUGUUCCUCACCCAGAUCAGGGCUACCAAAAAGUAUAUCCCCCAUAUUUGGGGUACAUCUAAGAAUUGGGGAAAAGUCUGUAAUGUAUAAUUGGGUUAACUGUUAAUCUAAGGGGAGGAGAUGUGUGGGAGGUAACGUCUAUGGGAUUGGUUACUGUACUAAUUAUGGUGAGUCCCUCCCUUGCAUGGGAGAAUCUCAUAAAAGCAGGAAUGUUGCCAUUAAAAGUCAGUUCUACUCCUGAUACUGUGUGACGUCCAGUGAUUGGGGAAGGUGAUGGGAUACUGUUGGAUUUUAUUGCUUAUUGUGCUGGUUAUCCUCUUGGCUUUACUACUUGUUCCUGCAUCCUUUUAAUAUACGAGUGGAGUUAAAGCUGUGGGAUAUCAGCUCUCCGCUACAAUAAUAUUAUACAGGUAAGUGAACACAGAUUAUAAUAUAAUACAGUAAAUUAACACAGAUUACAAUAUAUUAUAUAGGUAAGUGAACACAGAUUAUAAUAUCACCAGUACUGAUAGCGGGUACACACUGACUAUACACUUGCACUGAUAGCGGGUACACACUGACUAUACACCUGUACUGAUCGCGGGUACACACUGACUAUACACCUGUACAGAUAGCGGGUACACACUGACUAUACACCUGUACAGAUAGCGGGUACACACUGACUAUACACCUGUACUGAUAGUGGGUACACACUGACUAUACACCUGUACAGAUAGUAGGUAUACACUGACUAUACACCUGUACAGAUAGCGGGUACACGGUGACUAUACACCUGUACAGAUAGCGGGUACACACUGACUAUACACCUGUACAGAUACAAGUACACACAGACUAUACACCUGCACUAUAGCAGGUACACACUGACUAUACACCUGCACUGAUAGUGGGUACACAGUGACUAUACACCUGUACAAUUAGUAGGUACACACUGACUAUACACCUGUACAGAUAGUGGGUACACAGUGACUAUACACCUGUACAUUUAGUAGGUACACACUGACUAUACACCUGUACAGAUAGUGGGUACACAGUGACUAUACACCUGCACUGAUAGCGGGUACACACUGACUAUACACCUGUACUGAUAGCGGGUACACACUGACUAUACACCUGCACAGAUAGUGGGUACACAGUGACUAUACACCUGUACUGAUAGCAGGUACACACCGACUAUACACCUGCACUGAUAGCGGGUUCACACUGACUAUACACCUGCACUGAUAGCGGGUACACACUGACUAUACACCUGCACUGAUAGCGGGUACACACUGACUAUACACCUGUACAGAUAGUGGGUACACACUGACUAUACACCUGCACUGAUAGCAGGUACACACUGACUAUACACGUGCACUGAUAGCAGGUACACACUGACUAUACACCUGCACUGAUAGCGGGUACACACUGACUAUACACGUGCACUGAUAGCGGGUACACACUGACUAUACACCUGCACUGAUAGCGGGUACACACUGACUAUACACCUGCACUGAUAGCGGGUACACACCGACUAUACACCUGCACUGAUAGCGGGUUUCACAGUGACUCCAUAUAUAUGGUAUCCUCAAUAACAGCCACCAGAAGUGUCCAUAUGAAGAUUAAUUCUAGUACAACGUCUUGGAUCAUAUAUCAAUAUACAGAGUCCCUUCACAAUAAUGUGGACGCAGAGAGAUGGCUAUUUGAAAAGAUAUCACAUUUAUAGUAAAGUGUGAUCAUCUAUCUAGAUAGAAUCCAAUGGUUGUUAAAAUAUUUAUUUUAUGGUUAUGUAUAUGUAUCCAAAAUGUGCACGUGUCCCCUUCAUAUGGUGACUAUAAGCCAUAUCACUGUACAUAAUUUACUGUAGAAGGCUAUUAACAUCAUAGAAAGAUAUAAUGUACAUAUAGAGUAUAUAUCCAUAGCUAUACCCCCUAAAAAAACCUUAUCUUUGUAUUCAUAUCAAAAUAAUAAUAAUAAAAUAAUAUAAUAAUAAAUAAACCUAAAAAAUGUGAUAAAUAAAACACUACACACACCAUAUUACAAAAUCUACAAUCUGGAGGUCACUUUAUGAAGAGCCUGAAAGUUUGAGCCUGCUAUUUAUAGGCUCAUCAAUAUGUGAGUUUAUCCAACUUGUAUUUUAUAUUGUCCAAGUUGUAUACAUAUUACGCUAUGAAGUGUUUUUAAUGUUUUUUUUGCAUACAAGUGAUCACUACCAUUUUAUCCACGUUUAUCUAGAGUGGUAGUAUUGUAUCUUUCCUGUGUGCUUGCUCUCACCUAUCUACUUUAUUGUUUCAUUACCUGUUUCGUGUUGUUUGGGAAACCAACACUGGUGAUUGUAGCGGCACUAUCUUAUUCUUUAUUGAGUCACUGUAUUUUUUUAUUUGUGUGUAGAGUCAGUGUGUACCCGCUAUCAGUACAGGUGUAUAAUCACUGUGUACCCGCUGUAACGGAUCACCUGGCACCCCGACUGGGUACCUCAGUUGAAGGAUGCUCCUAGUGCUACCUGAGGACUCCAAGCACUGCAGCAGACACCACCGAACCAGAGAAGCAUACGAAUGCUCUCAAGCAUAUGAAUGCUGUAAGCAGCUGAACAGGAAAAGCAUACAAUCAGCUUACACUCCUGGCAAUCAGCAUACAAUCCAAUUCCCCCAAUAACGAGACGACACUUCGUUUUGAGGUCAAGCAGAACUGACUGGACUGGCACAUACAGCCUCUUUUAUUCACAAUCCACAAACAUAGUACUGCCCACAGGGUUUUGAAAUACAACCAAUCAAUCCGUACAAUACACACAGACACUCCCACACAAAAUCCUCCCCUCUGACUGUGAUAUGAUUACUGAACACAGUGGUUAAUAUAAUUAUCUCAGGCAGAGAAAUACAGUAUUAUAAAACAUAUCACAGGGAGCCCAAAACAUGCGAUAACCCCAUAAAAACCGGGGGAUCUGGGUGAACCACAUAUCCAAAAUUCACCCAGAUCCGUUCAGUACUUUGGAAAACACAGUUUAAUGCAGAUUCUGCAGAACAUAUACAGGCUAAAUAAAAAACAAUCACUUUAUAAUGUGUCCCCUGCUGUAUAGUCCAAAACCACCGCACGAUGUCUCUGUGCAACAAAUACUGGCGAGAUGGCACCGUGUUGAAAAGUCCAAACAGUGUAUGUGAGUUAAAAUGGCCACCAUCCAUUGUUCUCACCAUGUGCUUCUGAUACAGGAAAUGGUGGCCACCCAGUAACUCCACAGUAUGUCCCCAGAUGGUUCUUAAAAGGGCCAGCAGCAGCACAACACAAAUCCCUUAUGCCCAAAUCAUGUCUUUAAAGGGCAAUACAUCCCAGGGGCUAUGGUCACAUGGCAGGAGGCAGGCAAUCAGUCUUCUCCAAUGCCCAAUGGCGAGGUCGGUUUCGCCACAGUAGUAUUGUAUCUUUCCUGUGUGCUUGCUCUCACCUAUCUACUUUAUUGUUUCACACACUGACUAUACACCCGUACUGAUAGCAGGUACACACUGACUAUACACCUGCACUGAUAGCGGGUACACACUGACUAUACACCUGUACUGAUAGCGGGUACACAGUGACUAUACACCUGUACCGACAGCAGGUACACAAUGAAAAUACACCUGUACUUGUAACGGAGCUCCAGUACUCUGACCGAGUACCUCCGCCAAGUCUGCUUCCUUGUAGCUAUCAGGGACCCUGAAACCCUUCAGACCCAGAUGCCGAGGCUUGACUUGGGAUCACUUAGGGCCUUUUCCACCCUGGACCAAACACCAGACGACACAUGGUGAAGGUUAAACAACAACUCUUUAAUGAAUACAGCACACAUAGUUUAAGCCCCCAACAGCCUCAUUUACAUACAAUAGGUUACAUAGAUUACUAUAGUACAAGGGCUGAUAAGAGAUUGAGGAGGGCAGAGCAGCCAGUUUAAACUGGUCUGGCAGUGUCCCUGGGACAACGCCCUGCUGGGGAAACAAUAGCACAGGAAAAAGGGGGAGUGGGAGAUGCACAGACCAGCAAUACAUUCAACAUACCCUGCACAAAUAAUAGGCACAAUGUGACAAAACACAAAAGGAAUUUGGGAGCCCACCCAUAGUGUCUGUCUUCCAUCCCCAGUGAUGGUGAACCGUCACAAUAUACAAAUAGAAUAAAGGAUAAAUGGACAGAUUCCCAGGCUCUCAGAGCAAAUUAACAGAUUCUCAGUGUGAAUGGACAGAUUCCCAGGCUCUCAGAAUAAAUGGAAAGAUUUCCAAUUUCUCAGAGUAAAUGGACAGAUUCCCAGACUCUGAGAGUAAAUGGACAGAUUCCCAGGCUCUCAGAAUAAAUGCAAAAAGCAAACAAGAUAUGUGAACACAACCCCAGUGAGAAAGGUGUAUAAUUUUAAACAGAAGGAAUUUGGGAGCCCACCCAUAGUGUCUGUCUUCCAUCCCCAGUGAUGGUGACUACCGUCACAGUACUGAUAGCCACAAAUUACUGUGAAUAUGUCACGGCUGCUAGUGUGGUCUAACACGCAGAAACUAUGUAAAAAAGGAAAGGAAAUAAAAGGACAGAGCGUAAACCGGACCUUAGAAUGGCCGGACUAAUACGCUAGAGAUAGAGAAUGGUCAAAGAGAAAGCCGAGGUCAAAGAAGCCAAAAAUACUCAGAUACCGUUUAAACAAGCCAAGUCAGGGGAACCAGAAUUCGGAAUAACCAGGGAAAAGCCAAGAUUAGGAUACCAGGAAGUCAGAUUCACAAAGAUAAACGCACUCUCGGGAACCAGGAACAGGAAACCAGGACAGGGCAAGGAACUGGAGUGAAUUAGGUAUUUAAAUAUCCCUCUCUGGGCUCUGAUUGGUCAGAAGGUGACCUCUGACCCCAGAAUGUGCGCGUACGUUGACAUUGUGAUGUCAUACGCACGUCCGUAUAAAUUUGAGGGGCGGAGCUUGUGGUGUGCGCGACCACGUGGUCAGCGCCAUCUUUGAUUUGGGCGCAAUGCCCAGAAGACGCGGAGGAGCGGUUCCCGGCGCGCCGGCAAGCAGGUAAGCUCGCAAUAUCGGCAAUAUCGAGGUCAUGCCGGUCGGGAGCCGCAACAGAAUAUUACCACUGUGGAGCUCUGUGAACAUAGUUAAGCUUCUAGUAAUAAUGAGAAGUAUAUUCAGGGCUUCAAACCUUGUGCUUCUUCUCGCCACACACUGCGAUGGGUGCACUCAAUCUGCUUUUAUAAAACGUUAGAAAGAGCUGACACUAUUAACCCUAAAGCUUAGUUUACGGUGUUUCCUCUGAGGCUUCGAUUUAAUAUUGUUGGAUAAGUUUUCCGUAGGUUUUAAUUAUUUUGGAUAAUUCUUUGAAAUCUAAUGAUAGUGAUGUUUAGAAGUCGCUCAUUUGUGGAUUAAUGGCUGUCAGUCGGACAUGGACAUAAUAGGGUAAAUCUUAACACGGCUUUUCUCUUGUCUCCCCAUGCAGACGGCAGACACGUACAACAAGACACCUGCUCCUUUCAUUGCAGAACUUGCCCCCUGGCCUCUCGCUGUCCCCGGUGCCAUGUUGUAAUCUGCACCCUCUGGAGGAGCUGUGUCUGUUCUGUGAACCCUGCUCGUUACCGUGCUGCAGGGACUGUGCACUUAUCAAACAUCGGGGCCAUGUAGUACGUCCCGUGUCGGAGGUUGCAGGGAAGCAUCGAGAACAGCUUCAUAUGGCCCUAAAGGAGGCAGAGCCUCAGCUUCGGGAACUGGAGGCAGCAAUGCAAGGAGUGCAUAGUGUUAAGGAAGCCAUGCAUCGGAGAGCUGAGGUUCUUCAAGGAGAGGUCGAGGCCUUUACUGAGAAAUAUAUCCGUGCUGUACGUGAGCACAGGUCCCGGCUACUAAGGGACAUAGAUGAAGCCAUAAGGCGGAGGCAGCAGACACUCAGUUUGCAAGAAGCCCGGAUACAGCAGCAAAUUUCAGACCUACGUACGGCCACGGGAUUCACUAAAGGCCUACUAGACAGAGGGCCAGACUUGCACUUCAUACGGACCCGAAGCCUCGUGUCAAGCCGUAUCACGGAGCUGGGCGUGAGAGACCAAAGGAUGGUGGAGAUGGAAGAGGCCACAAACAUUCAAUUUAGCCCUCAGGAAGAGGCAGGACAAUGCCAAGGGUACCUGAUGUAUGGGGCAGUUAAAGGCCGCGAAGUUGAUCCAGAGAAGAGUGAGGUCCGGGGUAAGGAUGCCAUGGCUGGUAUGAAUGUGGGUUCUGUGGGUAAUUGGGGUGACAUUAUACAGAAUGCACGCCCCCAAACAGUCUUGAUUUCAGAGGAACAAUCCUGAUUCAGUUAAAUGCACCUGCUUCAAGGUCCUUUAGGUUGGAGGCUGGCCAGACAGGCCCCAUCAGUGGGCCAACACUCAGGGUCCACCUCAAUCUCAUGAGACAAAUAUACAAAUAUACUUCUAGAAAGAAAAUUAAAGGACAAUGGUCACCUCAAAACUAUUUUGAAUAUAACAAUACUUGAAAGUAAAUAGAUGUUUUUUUAAUAGAAUAUAAAGAUCCUGUAGCGGAGCUGCAAUCCCGAGACUGAAUAUGUCCACUGAAGUUCUCUCAAGCUGAAAUAAAGCGCUGCUUAGUGAUUAUAGCCCAUUCCCCCAGUAACUGAACAACACACAAUUCUGGGAGUCAACAGAGGUUUGAGCCACAACCGGCUUUUUGUGCACAGAUCCUGAGCAUGGGGUCUCAAAUGAACAUAGCAGAAACCCCUCCCAGGCGUCUCUGUGUCUGGGAGAUAAUUGAGACAAAAGAAGGAUUAUUCAAUUAUCUCUCAGUUACAAGAAGCCAUACAAAAAUACACAAAAUACCCCAAAGACAUAUCUAAAAUAUACAGGAACCCCACAAGUCUUAUAUCCUCGAAUAGCCCAGAUCUGAGUGCCCAAUGUAGCGGAACGCCAAUAAUAAAUCCACGAAUUCCGCUGGUUCAGAAACGAAUCCACAGUCAAGCGCUGAAAACCACAAGGCAAUAUCCCCAAUCUCCCAAUAACCGCACGAGACACAGUUCUGAGAGUCAACUGAACUCCUUUUAAUCGGCUGGACAAUUUAUACAAGUCCCCAUGCAAGGGGUUUCCUGAGUCCCUUCCCAGGGGCACUCCCAGAAGGGACUACAUGGGGGACUUACAUUACAGCAUAUUACAUUAGUGGAUUACCCCCUCGUGCAGCAGAACCGAUAAUUCACACAAAAAUCCAUAACUUAGUAUAUAUACAGUGGAUUCACACGAAUGGACGUUCGGUAGAUAGCUGGAGUCUGAGCGCAUCAUUCGUGAGAUUACCGCUCAGAUCCCAGCUAAAAUAACCGAACGCCGCACGAAAAACACAUUUCGUAUAAAACAUAUAAAAAGAACCGAUAGCUUGCAGGGAACAAAAUACCGAAUGUCCCGAAACUCCCGAACGUCCUGGAGGCUCAGCGGUGUUCGUGCCGUCGAGUAGCCGUUUUUAGUACCAGGCGCUCGACGACAUAACACCGCUGAGGGAACAAACGAUCCAAGAUGGCCGACCGCCGCAUGGUCGGUAGUCGAACGACGGUCACCCAGGAGAGCCUCUAAUUACCGAUUGCAACAUUGUUGCAAUCGGUUAACGAGCGCCACACGCCUCUAAGUGUGUGGGCUAUUAGGGAAUUGCGUUCGGUUCACGAACGGCCCUCCAAAGUGCCGUUCGUGAAACGAAAGGAAAUCCCCAUACAAACCGCCAUUUGCAUUCGGCGGAACAGGCAAUUACAGGUAAUGCAGAGAAUACAUGAAGCAUACACAUAUAGGUUAAAGCGCAUAUCUCUCCAGACCUAUAGGCAACCCUUAAAGGCAUAGUGUCCAGUUAUAGUCCAAGUGGCUAGGUUUGCCACACCCAAGUUGUCCAAAAACGUGCUCAGAUCCAUUCAGUAGAAUGGAAUCGCCUUUUGGGUAAAGUUCUGACCAGCCAGCCACGAGGCGAUAGCCCAAAAUAUUUCCACAGGAAAAGAGGCAGCGGCCAGUCUAUUUUCGGGUGUUCCACGAACGCUCACCCUAGCUUUUAGGGAGCAAAUGCUCCCAUUGUUCGGUAUAUCCUUUCUCCCGAACGGCGUUCGGACUGGUCUGGGAGAGGAACGGGGAAAGCACCUGUACUAAUUGCUCUUUGAAGUUAACGAGUCAGUGGUGGCCGGUGUUCGAAGGGUGUAAAAGGAGGACCACACAUGUUCCCUUUUGGCCAAGCACAGGAGUACAAACAGUCAAAUGGAAUGAAUAUGUGUUAUACAGCGGACAUAGGCUGCUACACGAGGAUAUGUUCGGGAAAGAAUAGGUACAGCAACCGAAUGGGAUAAUACAAAGUCCGCCACAUUUCCCAUUGUCAAGAGAACAAGCUAUUUCAAUUAAAGGGACACUCCACUGCCUAAAUCCAAAAAUAAAUUAAAAUCACUGUUUAGUAAAUAUGUCCCAAUAAAAACAUGCAUGUGUUUAAUUAUUCUUUCCCCCCCCUUGGGGCAUAUCUAAAAACAGUGAGUAAAAGCUGCAGAUCUCUUGUCUUCAGCCUUCGUAAGCCCUCCCCUUCCAACUCCGCACAGUCUUUCUGUGGCUGUCCAAUCAGAGACUUCCCAAGGCAGCUCAAUGAGAAGUCUUUACAAGGCAGGUGCUCUGGGUAAUUGCUGCCUCUUGAGUUUAGCUCCGAGUGUGACAGAGUUCCAUAUGGUGCCAAGUAUGACAGAUAGCCGCGUACAGUGACGAGUGUGACAGAGAGCCCCGUACAGUGCCAAGUGUGACAGCUUCGUACAGUGCCAAAUGUAACAUAUAGUCCCAUACAGUUGCAAGUGUGAUCGAUAUCCCCAUACAGUGCCAAGUGUGACUGAUAGCCCUGUAACAUGCUGAAUGUGACUGAUAAAUAUAUGUGUGUCAUAUUAUGUCUAGUAAAUGGCUGUUUCUAUAUCUAUUCCUAGGAGUCCAGAUUGCCAAGGUGGGGAAGGUCAGCAAUUUCAAGUUAAUCUGUAAUGAUACAUCAGGAAAUUCCCUGAGGUACGGAGGGCAAUGUCCCAGAGUCAGCAUCCUGCACCAGGGCACCGAAAGGUAAAUCACUCAGAAACAGUGCGGGCAGACUCCUGGCACUAGGGGUAGGCAGCCUUUGGCACUAUGGAUGUUGUAGACUACAUCUCCCAUUAUGCUGGCAAAACAUCAGGGGAGAUGUAGUACACAUUAUCUGGAGUGCCUGAGGUUACCUACCCAUGUCCUACAUGAACAAUACUGGCAGAUGUCUCCGUCCAAGAAGCAGGUCUAUAACAGCCGCCAUGUGAUUGGGAAGGAUUCCAUUAGAAGUUGGAGAAUCGACGAGGUUGGGCAUAAUACUGGCGAUGAGUCCUGUUACUACUCAUGAUAAAGUCCACCAUGGGGACCUCUGGAAGUCAGUCUGGUUUCGUUCACACCAACCCUGGACCCCACUUUGUGUACGAAGUCCCUGAAACAGGAGGAGGAACCUCCAUGGAAUAUCACUGUAUGCUGCUGUCAUGACGAAGUUCUAGUAGAAUAAAAACAUUAAUCCUCUUUACCAGCUAGUCGUGGAGAAAGCAGCCUUUUUACAGACAACCCUCUCCCCUGUGUGUAAGUGCAUGUUAGGUGCUCUUACACUUACGAUAUGGAUUUCUCAUGAAUAUCUUUCUAUUUUUCCCCUAUAAGGAGGAUUAAUGUUUUUAUUCUGCUGGGACUUUUCCAUUGGAGUACAAGGGUCAGUUUUCUGUUUUACAUUGUACCUCAGGGGCUGUGCACGGUACACUGCCGAAAUACAUCACUGUUCAGGAGAUAUACCCCAAUGAAAACAUACAUGGAUUUCUUCCUUGAUGGUAUGUGCAAUAAGAACUUGCAAAAGUUGCAGAUUUCCUCUGAAGUCUCUACAAUCAUAUUACUAAUGAAAUCUGCACUUUUUUAUUUUUUUUUAAAAGAGAACAUACUCUUUAUACAUAAAGCAUUCUUCCAGUAAAGCGAAGUACGUUAGGAGUGUCUGUUUACUAUCGGACAUUCUAAGGACCAUUAAAGUCACCUACUUUACUUCAUCUCGAUGAUAUGGUCUCAGUGCAGUAAUUCUCCAAUUUUAACCCUUAAAGUGUUCACAUCUCACACUGACCACUGCUAGUGGCACUUCUGCUUUAAAAACCAAUUAGAACGCUGUCAUGUGACAUUCGAAGUGUACGAGGACAUCGAACAUUAUCAAAUGCAGCUCAUACGAAAGCACUGAAUUCACACCAUUUUCCUCUAUGGGGAGCAUUAGAUUGGAUGGACUCCUGGGAUUGGAAUACUCCAUGACUGGGUGCAGGAGGUGGAGAGUUCAGCAUCACAGAAGAAGUAUAGGCACUGAAAAAAAGUUUAAAGUAAAACCUUUUUCUUUUUUUACACGUUUUACUGCACACAGAGGGCGGCACUAAUUUAAAUAGCGACUGGGGCACUAUAGUGCUAGGAAUACAGGUUUGAUAUAGUUUUCCUGUAAGGUAGCAGUGGAUCAAUCUCCUUUUUUUAGUGAAUAACCCCAGUAUAAAUAUGUAUGGUGGAAGGUGGAGAACAUCCACAAAUCCAGCCACAGGGGUCAGGAGGAACUGCUUGAUGUGUUUUCCUUUCUGUCCCACACAGAUCACUCCAACCCUCGAUUUGGGAUAAGCAUGAUGGCUCAUACCACAUCUCAUACACUCCCACUGCGCCGGGGGAGCUGCUAGUAAGCGCGUUGGUAAAAGACCGCCACGUACAGGUGAGAGGAGAAUGAUCUGGUUACUGCCCUAUUAGUGAUUUUAUUAUUGAUCCAGUGCAAAAUAUAUAGCGAUCCAUAAAACUGUAUUGAUGUCAUGCCAUAGGGUGCUAUCUCGAUAUUAGUAAUGACUGAUCAGAGGUUUUAAUCUCCCCCUUGAAAUACAUGCAAUACCUCUGGGAUAGGUUGUGUAUCACUCUGCAAUAUACGCGUUACUGCUAUAUAAUUCCCUUCUUCAGUAAGCACACUGCAGCUCUACCACCCCCCUCUGCUACACUGGUUAGUCCUCUGUCGUCUCAUUCUGCUUUAUACUCAUUACUAAUCUACCAUCUCCCCCUAGCUGUAUACUCGUUACUGCUCUAAUGUUGCCCUGUGCUAUUCCUAGGGUUCUCCAUUCACCGUAACUGUGAAGGGCAAAUCUCAGCAGCACCCUGGGAUCUAUCAUUGCUGCUCAUUCUGCUCAAGUGGAGGACAAAAGGAUGCCCGAUGUGGGUGUGGAGGGUCCAUGCCAGGUACAGAAAUCCUGAAAUAAAGAUAGAACAGAUAAUUUUCCUCCAAAAUGUAAACACUGUGUAGUGAAACUCAGUAUUCCUGUAGUUUUAACCAUUGACGCAUUAAACACAUCUCACACCGACUGCCACUAGUGGCACUUCUUUAACAAGUAAAACUGUCAUGUGACAUUUGACGUGUAUCAGAACCUUGAACAUUAUCAAAUGCAGCGGAUACGAGUCUGUGAAACGCAGACUCAUUGUCCAACACAGACCCCACCCACACUCGACCUCAUCACCUCCCAACACAGACCCCAGCCGCACUCGACCUCAUCACCUCCCAACACAGACCCCAGCCGCACUCGACCUCGUCACCUCCCAACACAGACCCCAGCCGCACUCGACCUCGUCACCUCCCAACACAGACCCCAGCAACACUCGACACCCAAUCUGGGCGAUUUUUGGAUAUGUUGGUCCCACAGAUCGACCUAUCAGGGUACUUCCAUGUGUUUUGUGGGUACUUUCGGGAUAUUGUUAAAAUAUAUGUUUUCUAUGCGUGGAGAUCAUUGAGUUUAGUACAGUUCCUGACUCAUUUAUUAUCUCAGAAUUAUCUCAGUGCUUGGAGUACUCGGUGAGCACUAGGAGCAUCGAUUGGCGGAGGUACCCAGUCGGGGUGCCAGGCGGUCCACCACAAAUACGAUUCCAAAUCUCCCAAAAUAUAAUGAGGUUAGAUACCAAUCUAGCCAUACCAGCAAGCAGAAAAUGUGUGGUACCUCCCCCUCUAGAGAAGGGUUAAAUACUAGACUUAUCAUCCCUAAAUGAAAACUUGUGUUAUUAAGAGAGUAGUUGUUACCUACUAAUUACCCCUCUGUUUCCUCCCCUGUAGGUGGGUAUAAGGGCUGUGGUCAUGGUCACAAAGGUCACCCUGGGCACCAACAUUGGUCAUGCUGUGGAAGUACUGUGGAGAAAUCUGAAUGUCCGGGUGCCAAGGACACAGCUCCCCACAAUCUCCUCCGAACUGUUGCCUUGUGAAGGAUAAAAAAUGACAGACACUAUUACCGUCCAUGUUCCCACAGGAAGCAGACGGGGCCUUCCCAAUGGACAAUAAUGAAUAACACUCACUGCUGCAACAAACACUCCGCCACAUUAAAACACACUCAUCACAGAGCACUGCAGUCUGAUAUUUACCCAUCAGCAGCAGCAGCUAUUACGUGUGCCUUAUUUUAUCCAUUGUACAGAGCGGCACAAUAUGUUGGCACUAUAUGAACAAUUGUAAUGGCAGCGGGUCUGUUAUUUAGAAGAAGUGCCUUAUGACUAAGCAGACUGUAAAAAAUAACCUUGCCAUUGGACAACAGCCAUUCCUUACAUGAUCUAUUUAGCACAACUAUAAAAUUACUCAACUAUAAAAUGUUAUUUCUCUUUCUUUAAGCCAAAAACAGGGUGAGGGUAUUUAUUAGCAUGUGAUCCAAAAGGGUUUUAAGUUUGUGUGUGCCUGAAUUUACCGCAUCACUUGACAAUUGUUCUUUUUUUCUUUUUUUUACCAGCACAGAGACACUUUUAAAUAAAAUGAACAAACCAAUAUAACGCAAGAUAAACUUUGAAAAG
Pelobates cultripes (western spadefoot toad) is the source of this 17075-nucleotide messenger RNA. The record is from the annotation of a GenBank genome assembly. NCBI's taxonomy places the organism in Eukaryota, Metazoa, Chordata, Amphibia, Anura, Pelobatidae.